Molecule: messenger RNA, 1405 nt
Organism: Haliotis rufescens (red abalone)
Lineage: Eukaryota; Metazoa; Mollusca; Gastropoda; Lepetellida; Haliotidae
Product: glycerophosphocholine choline phosphodiesterase ENPP6-like
Exons: 5
Coding region: 115-1389 (424 amino acids)
Source: RefSeq, a predicted model, not a curated record
ACGAUAAAGCGAUGUCCCCUCUCGGCCACCAUAGAUUUCACCUCCUACCAUCAAGGCCAUAAACAUCUGUCCAUCACCGUCGCUAUAACAGUUUCAUCCGUUGAUCCAGGCACAAUGUCCUCCUCCAUCUUCCUCCUGCUCCUGGCGGGUCUGGUGGUGUCUGUCAUGGCGGACUACACCGGGAAGCUACUUCUCGUCUCCAUGGACGGCUUCCGGUACGACUACCUGGACAUGGUGGACACCCCCAACUUUGACGACUUCGCCAGGCACGGCGUGAAGCUUCCGUACAUGAACAGCAGUUUCGUGACGAAGACGUUUCCAAACCAUUACACCAUGGCGACUGGUCUGUGGGAGGAGAGUCACGGCAUCGUCGCUAACUACAUGUACGACCCUGAGUUCGACUCCACCUUCAACAAGCGGACGCACGAGACCCGUUGGUGGAAUGGGGGAGAACCGUUGUGGAUCACAGCCAAGAAACAGGGGUUGAAAACGGCAACGUACUUCUGGCCCGGCAGCGAGGUUGUAAUCCAAGGUGCGCGCCCUGACUACUGGUUCAACUACACCAAUCGUACACCAUACAGGGAGCGAGUGGACACAGUCGUGGACUGGUUCAAGGACAAAGACGUCAGCAUGGCGACGUUGUAUUUCCCCGAGCCUGACAGCACAGGACACACAUUCGGCCCAAACUCCCAGGAAGUCAGAAACAAGGUCAAGGAAAUGGAUGAUAUCCUUGGUUACCUCGUGCAAAAGAUGGCCGAGAAUGACCUUGAAAAGGAUGUCAAUGUCAUUGUAACCAGUGACCACGGCAUGGCGGAAAUAGAUAAUAUCAAUAAGGUGGUGGAUAUAACUGAUCACGUGGACAUGACAAAGGUAGCUCGUGUCCCGAGUUACGGCCCCGUGAUGCAGAUUCUGCCGGUAGAGGGCCAGGACGACGCCAUUAUUCAGAGUCUGACUGGUGUGGAACACAUCACAGUCUACAAGAAGGAGGAUCUUCCUGAACGUCUCCAUUACCGGAACAACAGAAGGAUCAUGCCAGUCGUCAUGAUAGCAGAGGAGGGUUGGCAGAUAACCACUAACAAAACAAGACAAGCCACAUCGACCAAUAAAGGAGCACACGGCUUCGACAAUGCAUUGAUGUCAAUGAAGCCAAUAUUCCUGGCUAGAGGGCCCAACUUCAAGACCGACUUCAAGUCCGAUCCUAUCCAGAUCGUGGACAUCUACCCUCUCGUGUGUAAACUGCUCAACGUUCAGCCAGCGCCCAAUAACGGAAGUCUGGACCGAGUCAAUGUCUUCAUCCGGGACACUCCUCCAACUUCCGGCGUUCCAAUGAUGACGUCACAUGUGCUGUUUACAUGGCUUCUCAUAGUUACAUGGAUAUUUCUGAAAUAAUGUUAUUUAUAGGCAA